Danio rerio (zebrafish) is the source of this 3010-nucleotide messenger RNA. The record is from RefSeq and is a predicted model, not a curated record. Lineage: Eukaryota; Metazoa; Chordata; Actinopteri; Cypriniformes; Danionidae.
UCUUUCGAUUCUACUGCAUGUGUGUCAAAGCUUUGUACACUUGCUUGUUGAAAUGGUUUGUGCUAAAGAAAAGAGGACCGAAGUCACUGACACGUGGUUCACUUUUUAUUGAAGGACUUCUGUGGGGAAAGGUGGUUUUUAAGGAAGAACGUGUCGUUAAUGUAUUGUUUAUAACAUGCGAUGGGCGGCGACGGGAGUAAAAAUAAGGCUUCUUCAUCACUGGUGAAGAGGAGAUCCCUGUCCUGUCACCAGGGCUUUCUGUCUGUCCCGGCUCAGCUUGUUCAUCAUGGUCUAUUUAGACGCAGCGGCCAGUGCAGAGAAUACCCUGUCUCUGAGCAAUCACAGCCCUCAGACUCAAACCCCGAGGGUCCUCAUGCGAACUGGACACUGCCGGGCUUUAUUUCCAUCUUCCUACCGGAGUUUCCUCACAGGUUUACUAGACAAGUGGAUUUACAGAUCCUUGGUUUUAUAGCUAAAGGCUCGUUUGGUCCAAUCCUGAAGGUGAAGGAUGUGUCUAAAGAGGAGACCUAUGCUGUUAAGGUUUUACCCAAAGCUGCGGUUCUGAGACACGGAGUCCUCCAGCAGUCCAAGGAGGAGGUGAUCAUUCAACGACAAGUCAGACAUCCUUUCCUGCUCAGUCUGCGGGACUGUUGGCAGAGCCAGAGCAAUCUCUUCAUCAUGUGUGAUUACUGUAGCACUGGAGAUCUCUACACUUACUGGACACUGAAGGGCUUGUUUGAGGAGACGGACGUUCGAGUGUUUGCUGCUGAAUUGGGCUCUGCUUUAGGUUUUCUGCACAACUUUGGAAUAAUACACAGAGAUGUGAAGAUGGAGAACAUUCUUCUGACUGAUAAAGGUCACCUCCGCCUGACUGAUUUUGGUCUGUCUCGCCGUCUCGAGCGUGGGGAACGAGCUUUUACUAUCUGCGGCACAAUACAGUACAUGGCUCCUGAGGUCCUGAGCGGGGGUCCGUACAGCCAUGCGGCAGAUUGGUGGUCUCUUGGGAUUCUUCUCUACGCAUUAGCCACUGGAGAGUUUCCUCUGGCAGCAGAAGUAGAUCACGCUGUAAUGCUGAGCAGAGUCAGUGAGGGCCUGUAUGAGAUGCCUGUGAGCCUCAGUCCUGCUCUGGCCUUCCUGCUUAUAGAGCUCCUGUGCAAGAUCCCCACUCGUCGCCUGCGCUGCCUGGAGCACUUUCAAAGCCACAAGUUCUUCCAUGGCAUGUCUUUUGAUUCCCAGCUGCUUCAGAGAAAUCCCAUUGAGCCGAUCCUUGCACUGAAGACCCACCCUGACCUUCGGGAAAGGUCAAUGCGAGGUUUAUCCCUAGACCUGCUUCAGAAUUUUGAGUGUGACCUGCUGAACUCUCCCUCCACCCCUACAGAUUUAUCCCCUACCUUGAUGAAGAUUCAGGUGAAUGAAUAUAAAACAGAGUCUCAAACAAAAGCAACUGGAACUAAUUCUGCUUGAAAAAGGUUGAGACACUUUUUCCUCUCCAUUAUGGUACAUGCAUCGUCCCUCCAAAAAAAAAAAAAAGACACAAGGCACAUAUGAAUUAAUCGGUGUAGCUAGCCAAUCAAAAACUAGGAUUUUUUGCUACUGUUUUUGUGCAGUUCAAUUUAGAAAUUAGGAGUAAAUAUUCAGAAAGUGGAACCUCCAUUUUGAGUAUUUUUCUAAUAGUAGAACUUCUGGGUUUUGUACAUUUAGGUUCUUUGUAUAUUUUCUUGUUUUUUUAGAUUAUUUUUAUAUUUAAAGCAGUUACAGCGAUGCCCUGGUUACAAUGAUAUCAUGAGAGUGAUAAUAUUAACAAAAUGAUAAUUACAAAGAUAAAGAAUAAAGUAUUGAAUUAAUUAAUAAUGAAAUUAAUUAAUGGAUUAUUCAAUGAAUGAAUAAAUAAAUAAUAAUUAAAUUAAUUAAUGUAAACUAAUUCCGUUGUUUUGCAAUCAGUGUUUUGAGUAAAUGCAUUGAAAUACUUGACUUCUGAAUGAAUCAAUGUUUUGAAUGAAUCAACUGAGAGACUAAUUCAGUUACUUGUAAGAUAUGUCACUUGUUUUGUUUCUGAAUGAAUCAGCGUUUUAAAUGAAUCAGAGAUAAUCAUUCAGUAUGUGCUCCUGAAGACUUGUCAUUUGUCUAAUUCUUGAAUGAAUCUGUGUUUUGAAUGAAUCAGUUAAGAUAAUAAUUUAGUGUUUGCCUAUGAAGUUGUCAUUUGUUUCACACCUGAAUGAAUCAGUUGAGUGAAUUAGAUAAUGUCUUUCCUAAACUAUCACUUGCUUUGCUUCUGAAUGAAUCAGUGAUUGGCAUGAAUCUUGUCUUUUGAUUCUCUCCUGAAUAAUUCAGUAUUUGCCUACGAAUAUGCUAUUUGUUUUACUCCUGAAUGAAUCAGUGUUUUGAAGGAGUCAGUUACGAUAAUUAUUCAGUAUUUGCUCCUGAAGAUGUGCCACUUGUUUCACUCCUGAAUGAAUCAAUGUUUGGAAUGAAUCAGUUGAGAUAAUCAUUCAGUAUUUGCUCCUGAAAAAUGUAUUGCUUUUUUCAUUCCUGAAUGAAUCAGUGUUUUGAAUCAUUCUAUUGAGAUAAUCAUUCAGUGUUUGCUCACGAAGAUGUCAUUUGUUUUACUCCUGAAUGGAUCAGUUUACUAGCUUAUGAAAAUGUGUCACUUGUUUUGCUGCUGAAUGGAUACUUGAAUCAGUUGAGUGAAUCAUUCAAUGACUCUCUCAUUUACUUUCUUGCUUGUUUCUGAAUGUUUUAGUAUUUUGAAAAACAGUUACGCGAGUUAUUCAAUGAGCCCCUUACUUGUUUUGCUCUUGAAUGAAUCAGUGUUUUAAAUGAAUCAAUUAAGAUAAUCAUUCAGUAUUUGUUAAUGAACAUGUCACUUGUUUCACUCCUGAAUGAAUCAGUGUUUCAAAUUAAUUGGUUGAGAAAAUUGUUGACUACUUACUCGAACAGAUUUUUUACUUGAUUCACUACCGAAUAAAUCAGUGUUUUGAAUGAAUCAGUUGAAAUAAACAUUCAGUAAUUG